Molecule: messenger RNA, 4891 nt
Organism: Ahaetulla prasina
Lineage: Eukaryota; Metazoa; Chordata; Lepidosauria; Squamata; Colubridae
Gene: MARCHF6
Product: membrane associated ring-CH-type finger 6
Exons: 27
Coding region: 468-2996 (842 amino acids)
Cellular component (GO): endoplasmic reticulum membrane
Molecular function (GO): zinc ion binding
Source: RefSeq, a predicted model, not a curated record
UCAAAGCCUGUAGGGGGAGCCCGCGGCAAGGCCGCAAGGGGCCCAGGCUACCGGAGCCAGCUGGGCCUGCUCCGUACCGCUUCUUUCGGCCUCUUCUUCUCUAUCGUGCGCUCUCCGUCUCCAAGCCGUCCCACUUUCGCAUCACACCUCACCCGCCUGCGCGGCCGGACUGCGUCACCCGGACAAGAUGGAGACCGCCGAGGAAGACAUAUGUAGAGUAUGUCGAUCUGAAGGAACUCCUGAAAAGCCUCUCUAUCAUCCAUGUGUAUGUACUGGCAGUAUUAAAUUCAUUCAUCAAGAAUGCCUACUGUCCAUCUUUAUCUAUUCUUGAGCCCAAGAAAACAUAUUAUGUACCAUCUUCACAUCUUCACCUUCAACUCUUAGUCCAAUGGCUCAAACACAGCAGAAAAGAAUACUGUGAAUUAUGUAAACACAGAUUUGCUUUCACACCAAUUUAUUCUCCAGAUAUGCCUUCUCGGCUGCCAAUCCAAGAUAUAUUUGCAGGAUUGGUUACAAGUAUUGGCACAGCAAUACGAUACUGGUUUCACUAUACUCUUGUGGCCUUUGCAUGGUUAGGAGUUGUACCUCUUACAGCAUGCCGUAUCUACAAGUGCUUGUUUACUGGCUCUGUGAGCUCACUACUGACGCUGCCAUUAGAUAUGCUAUCAACGGAGAAUUUAUUGGCAGACUGUUUGCAAGGUUGUUUUGUUGUGACAUGCACACUCUGUGCGUUUAUCAGCCUUGUAUGGUUACGUGAACAGAUUGUCCAUGGAGGUGCACCACAGUGGCUAGAACAGAAUCAGCAGCAAGCCAUUAAUGGUGUUGGGCAACAGAAUGAGGCUCAGGGUGUAGGAAAUGCUGGUGCUGAAAAUGCUGUACUUGAUCAGCCUGUGGACCAGCCUGCUGAGAAUGUAGUUGUAGGUGAAAAUCCAGAAAUUCUAGAAGAACAGCCAGAUGAAGAAGAAGAAGAUAAUGAAGAUGAAGAAGAUGUUGUAGUUGAAGAUGCAGCAGAUGCAAACAAUGGAGGACAAGAUGACAUGAAUUGGAAUGCAUUGGAAUGGGAUCGAGCAGCAGAAGAACUUACGUGGGAGAGAAUGCUUGGACUUGAUGGAUCCCUAGUUUUUUUGGAACAUGUGUUUUGGGUGGUAUCGUUAAACACACUAUUCAUACUUGUCUUUGCAUUUUGCCCCUAUCACAUCGGACACUUCUCUAUAGUUGGGCUUGGCUUUGAAGAAUAUGUUCAAGCGUCUCACUUCGAAGGCCUAAUCACAACCAUCGUUGGCUAUGUGCUGCUGGCAGUCUCAUUAAUUGUCAGUCAUGGUGUGGCAGCGCUUGUAAAAUUCCAGAGAUCACGUCGCUUGCUUGGUGUGUGCUAUAUAGUUGUCAAGGUGUCAUUAUUAGUGGUGGUAGAAAUAGGUGUUUUUCCUCUUAUCUGUGGCUGGUGGCUGGACAUUUGUUCGCUGGAAAUGUUUGAUGCUACUUUGAAGGAUAGAGAAUUAAGCUUUCAGUCUGCCCCUGGCACUACAAUGUUCCUACAUUGGCUAGUCGGAAUGGUAUAUGUCUUCUAUUUUGCAUCCUUCAUCCUCCUCCUGAGAGAAGUACUGAGACCUGGUGUCCUCUGGUUUUUGAGGAAUUUAAAUGAUCCCGAUUUUAAUCCAGUUCAAGAAAUGAUUCACUUGCCCAUUUAUAGACAUCUCAGGAGGUUUAUUUUGUCAGUGAUUGUCUUUGGUUCAAUUGUCUUGCUCAUGCUUUGGCUUCCUAUACGAAUUAUUAAAUAUCUGCUGCCUCACUUUCUACCAUAUAACGUAAUGCUCUAUAGUGAUGCUCCUGUAAGUGAACUUUCCUUAGAAUUACUUUUGCUUCAAGUGGUUCUGCCAGCUUUGCUUGAACAAGGACACACAAGGCAGUGGCUGAAGGGGCUUGUACGAGGAUGGACUGUUACUGCUGGCUACUUAUUGGAUCUUCAUUCUUACUUACUGGGAGACCAGGAAGAGAAUGAAAACAAUGCAAACCAGCAGCCUAAUAACCAACCAGCUCGCAAUAAUAAUGCCAUUCCAGUUGUAGGAGAAGGUCUGCAUGCAGCCCACCAAGCCAUAUUACAACAAGGAGGACCUGUUGGUUUUCAGCCUUAUCACCGGCCUUUAAAAUUUCCACUCAGGAUAUUUUUGCUGAUCAUUUUCAUGUGUAUAACACUCCUGAUUGCAAGUCUUAUCUGCCUUACAUUACCAGUGUUUGCUGGCCGCUGGCUGAUGUCUUUUUGGACAGGAACUGCUAAAAUCCAUGAAUUAUAUACAGCUGCUUGUGGACUGUAUGUUUGCUGGCUAACAAUUAGGGCUGUGACAGUACUUGUUGCUUGGAUGCCACAAGGUCGUCAAGUGAUUUUUCAGAAGGUAAAGGAAUGGUCCCUUAUGAUAAUGAAGACAUUAAUUGUUGCUGCAUUGCUGGCUGGUGUAGUUCCACUCCUGCUUGGACUUUUGUUUGAGCUAGUCAUUGUUGCUCCUCUAAGAGUUCCCUUGGAUCAGACUCCACUAUUCUACCCCUGGCAGGACUGGGCCCUUGGUGUUCUGCAUGCUAAAAUAAUUGCUGCCAUAACUUUAAUGGGGCCACAGUGGUGGCUGAAAACAGUCAUUGAACAGGUUUAUGCAAAUGGAAUUCGAAAUAUUGACUUACACUUUAUAAUACAGAAGCUUGCAGCACCUGUUAUUUCAGUUUUACUGCUUUCUCUCUGUGUACCUUAUAUUGUAGCUUCUGGUGUUACACCUUUGUUAGGUGUCACUCCUGAGAUGCAAAAUUUAGUACAACGACGGAUUUAUCCUUUUCUACUCAUGGUAGUGGUUUUGAUGGGAAUCUUAUCCUUUCAGGUCCGUCAAUUCAAGCGCCUUUAUGAGCAUAUUAAAAAUGAUAAAUAUCUUGUUGGGCAACGACUUGUGAAUUAUGAACGAAAAACUGGGAAACCAGGGACAUCACCGUCACCACCUCAGUCUUCACAAGAAUAGAAAUGGUCACAUGGAAAUUACUUGAUCUUCCUUUGCCUUUGUGUUCUUUGUCAUAGACUGGUCAUUAUUAUUUGGGUAUUUCCAAACUAUUUUCUCAGCUGGGGUUUUAUAUUUUAAUUUUGGUUUCUUUUCUCAUGGCAUUCAGAUAGCAGUUAAGGCUGUGUAUUAUCUGCAAUUUCUGAAUUUACCAGUACUGAGAUCUGUAAAUGUGUAAAUAGCAAUAUCCCAAUACCCUAAAACCUUGGAUUAAAAAUGAAUGUUCAUUGUACAUCUUUAAAGAUUAUUAAUUUAUUAAAUCUAGUUGUCACUUUAUUUUGGAUUGCUGUUCUGUUGACAUAUGUGCCACAAAACAAUAUUGCUGUAGGCAAGAUAUAUAUUUCAAAAGAAUCAAUUGCAUUUUUAUAGCAAUGGCUAGCUUAUCAAGGAUAUGAAAAUGAAAUAACCAUUACAGUCAGCAGUGAAGUGGCUGUGAUAAGAAAACAUGAAUUUCAUUUGAUUUUUUAAAAAAUAUUUCUGUAUAACAUCAAAGCUGUUGUACAUUUUCUAUUGCCUGAUUAUUAUUUUUUCCAUGUGAUUUCAUUUGUAAUACUGUACAGUAGAAUGGAUCAGGACAAAUUUUCUCCUUCAGACAAUUUUAAUCACUUGGUUGUGAAGCAUUAAUUUUUUGGAACUGGAAGACAGAAUUUUAAUGAAAUUUUAUGCAUUUAAAAUUCAUUACAACCAGUGGCAUAAAUACUUAAAUCAGCUAAUUGAGAGGUUUGUGUAAGAAUUUAUUUCCAUUGUGUAUGCCAAUAUUUCCUUUGUUACGAAUUGAAACGUGCAAAGAUUUAUUUACAUUGGAAUAUAGGAGAAAUGGCUAUCUGACUUACUUACCAAAUACAGAAAAGUAAAUGAUAAAAAAUGCAACAACCUUUUCUGAAUUGCUAGAACUUUAUUACAACCAAAAUCACAAAGCAUACCAUGGAGCUCAUACUCUCUUUUAUUAAAAAUGAGCAUCUGUAAUUAUAGAAAUGGUCAGCAUUCUGCAUGGCAAUUAAUUCUGAAGGAUUUAUGAAUUUGUGUAUAUGAAAGGGAAUCUAAAUACUAUAGUAUUAACAGCUAGAAUAAGAAACAGAAACAUUAAAGAAUCAGUUGAUUUUUACAAUAAUUGCACCAAAAGUAUCCCCCAAGUCAAGUUAUUUUUAUAUGUAUAAUUCUUUUCUGCAGGUAAUAAUAAUAUAUUUUAAUGUUGUUACUUCUGAAACACAAGAUGAAAUAUGAAACCUUUCAAUUUCUUUAUGUGCUUGAAAAUGCAAUAUCCUAUUCAAAAAUGGCAAGAAGUUUUUAGAUUUAUUGUAUUCAGAAAAUGCUAUGCAGCUGUGUUACCACUCAGGACUGCACCCCUGAAUAUAAUGUAGUUAAAUUAUGUUAUCAAAUAGCUUGCUGUCUUCAGCAUGUUUUUGUACUGAAAAGAGUUAUUUGGGUUCUAUGAUUUUAGGAUGGGGAUGAAGAUUUGGAGUCUAGAUUUCCAAUAAUUUAUACUCAUGCACACUGCUGAAGUACAGUAGAAAUGGGGUUGUGCUCUUUUUCCACUACUGAUAAUUUGAGCAUUAUUUCUAUUUUGGCAGUUUGAGUAAUACAAGGAUUAAUGCUUUUUUAUUUUGAUGCUGUUAAAUGUUUUUGACAUUGCUCUCAUUAAAAAACAUAGUAAUGAGAAGAUAGCCAAAAUCCCCCACUUGCUUUUAACUGUCUGUACUUUAGACAGAUCUUACUUGUGAGUUUUUGCAUCUAUUUCUUUUGGAAAUGCAAAUACUACAAUUUCAGUAUUUUGUGCAAGAAUAUAGUUUGCCCACAAUUACAGCAUUUUCUAGCGACAAACUUUCAGUUGCACAAAAUUAGCUCUUGACAUCUUUGUU